AUGGAUUGCACAGCGACUGAACGAAAUGAAUACUUCUGGAUUAUGCAUACUUUCUUCAUCGCUUCCCUUCCAGUCUAUACAGUUGCUAUCGUUGCUUUAUUAAAAAUCAAGUCUUCUUAUUUCGAGAAGUACAAGUUGUUCUUGAUAUGGCAUACGUUGAUAAAUUUUUCCAUCGAAAUCCUCAAUUCCUGGUUUUUAAACCCAGUUGUUCAUUCACCUCUCCCGAUUCUCAGAUUCACUGGAAUCUUUUCUCAAUUAGGUUUCACCGGUCUUUUUCAAUUUUUUGUAAUUGGAACCAUGAUAUAUCAAACUGCCUACUCGAUUUCUGAAAUGUUCCUCUUUCGUUUCCGCGCUAGCAUGAUUGACUACAAAUCGAAAGUUUUCUAUACUUAUCUCAGAGCUAAUAUUUAUAUCUACCGUCUAACCAUAACAUGCUUCCUUAUUCUAAACAUCUGUACCUACAACAUCGCUCUAGAUCAGCAAGAAUCCAACAGACAAAAUAUGAUGCGAAACUAUCCAGAUUCUGCAAUCGAGAUAACAUGUCCUAAUGUGAUUGUGGCUGCUCCACUCGACAGCAAUCCAUUGUAUAAUGUUAGGUAUACCAAACGCUAUGUUUAUACUUGCCGCAUUUGUCGGAGUUCGAAGCGAAAAAAUCUUUUGGCUGAAUUGUUGAAUUCAUGGUUCCUGCUACCUGUUGUUCAUCUGCCACUACCACUUCUCCGAUUCACUGGAUAUCUGUCUCUUUGGGGAUUCAGUGGCUUACUCCAGUUUCUCAUAAUUUCAUCAAUGCUUUAUUUGACUGCCUACUCGGUUUUCGAAAUGUUCAUGUUCCGUUUUCGAGCCAGUCUGCUCAACUACAAAGCCACGUCAUUCUACUUAUACUUGAGAGUCAACACAUAUAUUUUCCGUGGUGUCUUACUGAUCUUUAUAAUUGCUAACUGUGUCACAUACACUUUUGGAUUAGAACUACAGGUCAAAAACAGACAGAAACUAUUUUCCGAUCAACCAGAUGCCUCUAUCCUAGUACUCUGUCCUACUGUCAUUGUGGCUGUUCCAUUAGAAGAUCCAUUUGCGAUGUAUAAUAUGGUCGGUUGGGUACUUGUUGUUUUUAUCACAAUCACUUCUACCUCCGCAACUACGGUUUAUUUGAAAAGAAACUUGAAAGAAAAUGCACAACAGUCUGCGACAGUUGUAAGAAUGCAUAAGAUGCUGUUGAUAACUCUAGCAGUUCAGACUGCAAUCCAUGGCUUCAUGUUAGGUGCCCCCAACGCAAUGUUUAUAUUUGCAGCGUUUUUUGGAGUACGUCAUGAGUUCGUUGCAACAGUUUCAUUUAUCUCCCUGACGGUCCAUGGAUUUGCUUCAACGUUGGCCAUGAUUCUAUUGACGAAGCCUAUCAAGAAUUCUGUUAUUCUCAUGUUGAAAUGCAAAAUGUCAGAUAAAGUGGUGGUGGAGGACACGAGAAGAAUGUCGCAUAAAUUCUGA
Messenger RNA from Caenorhabditis remanei, 1482 nucleotides. RefSeq lists its product as uncharacterized. The transcript has 8 exons. The record is from RefSeq and is a predicted model, not a curated record. NCBI's taxonomy places the organism in Eukaryota, Metazoa, Nematoda, Chromadorea, Rhabditida, Rhabditidae. Bases 1 to 1482 code for a protein of 493 amino acids.